This is a messenger RNA of Babjeviella inositovora NRRL Y-12698, 1244 nucleotides long. Its product is annotated as hydroxyacyl-thioester dehydratase. NCBI's taxonomy places the organism in Eukaryota, Fungi, Ascomycota, Pichiomycetes, Serinales. The coding region runs from base 20 to 973 and encodes 317 amino acids. Gene Ontology annotation, molecular function: (3R)-hydroxyacyl-[acyl-carrier-protein] dehydratase activity. The transcript has a single exon. Gene Ontology annotation, cellular component: mitochondrion. The record is from RefSeq and is a predicted model, not a curated record.
UUAACAGCUAGUUACUCUGAUGUUACAAGUUUUAAGAGGUUGGAGAAAUUUCCAUUGCUCCACGUCUCAUUUUGAGGCUGUUACUAUCAACGAUUGGUACAGGGACGUGAAGCCAAAGCGAUGGGUGACAAAGUCGGACAUCUCCAGAGAUCAAGCUGAUUUGUUGACCACGACUAUUUCCCAUUUGCUUCCGCUGACUGCCAGCACCGACUGUUUACCAUAUGGCUAUCAUUUUAUCUACGCCAAUUCGCACUCCCUAGAGCCAGAAUUGAAUGUAGAUGGCUACGAUUCGUACCAAGCCCCGCUCAUCACUGGCAAGCAGCCCCCCUUUUUCAGACGUCGGAUGUGGGUCCAAGGAGAUAUCCAAUUCAAGAAACCAAUUCGUUACAAUAUCCCCCUUGUGUGCGAAGAGUCCAUAACAAGGGUAUUCCAACUGAAUGAUUCUGUUUUUGUGAACAUAAAACGGGAUUUCAUAGACCCAACAGCCGAGUCUGAGGAUCGCUUACGCUUAACUGAGGCCCGCACAUUGUGGUACACUGAUAAGUUGUAUAUGGAUGCUCAACGACACUCGUUAAUCUCUCUCCCCACGGGGUUACCCGUGAAAACCCACGAACUCCAAAUUUCACCGUCCACUUUGUUGAGGUACUCCGGUCUUACUUUCAACUCCCAUAAGAUCCACUACGACAAAGACUAUGCCAAAGGAGAGGGAUUUCCAAACGUUCUAGUCCAUGGACCUUUGACCAUUACCUUGCUUCUUUCUUGGCUCCAAUCAUCGGUGGUUGGGCCAGUCGGCAUCCAUUCGAUCAAGUAUAAAAAUGUAAAACCACUUUUCGCUGGCGAAAAAUGCAAACUAGUGUGCUACAACGAGUCUGACUCGCGAGAGGGGUACCGGGUCUUUCUUUUAAACGGUGAAGGCGAUAUUUGUGUUGAAGGGCUGGUCGUUUUAGAAAUGGCCCAAGCCGGUGAAGUAUAAAACUGGUGCUAAUCCAUCAAUACCCAUAUAACAACGAAGGAUAUUUAAAGGCUAGAUGGAGAUAUAACUGAUCACGGAGCGAAUAAAAGUCCAGAACCGUUGGAAGAUGUAUUUAGAGUCUGGAUGGUGUAUUUGCAAUUGGUAAACUUGCUAUAGGAGUUAAGUUUUAUACUAUAUAUCCGAGACUCACCACCCUUUAUCUUAUGUCUCAGCUCUAAAUUAGCAGACCGUGUGUCCUAUAAGCUGGUCCAAGUAGAGUACCUGGAAACAA